Boleophthalmus pectinirostris (great blue-spotted mudskipper) is the source of this 1984-nucleotide messenger RNA. RefSeq lists its product as uncharacterized. Lineage: Eukaryota; Metazoa; Chordata; Actinopteri; Gobiiformes; Gobiidae. Gene Ontology annotation, cellular component: membrane raft; external side of plasma membrane. Gene Ontology annotation, molecular function: MHC class II protein binding; protein tyrosine kinase binding. The coding region runs from base 75 to 1322 and encodes 415 amino acids. The record is from RefSeq and is a predicted model, not a curated record. Gene Ontology annotation, biological process: T cell activation; interleukin-15-mediated signaling pathway; positive regulation of ERK1 and ERK2 cascade. The transcript is spliced from 7 exons.
UAAGUUGAAACCAUUUCUGGUCACUCAUUUUUGCUUAUAGCAAAACUGAAGAAGCUGACCACAAGUGUGUCACGAUGUUUUUUUUAUUUAGUAUUGGACUUUUAUUUCUUAUUCUGAGAGGAACGGCUCCUUAUUCAUCAGCAGAUUUAGUUGUGUUUGCUGCAUCGGGAGACAGUGUGACUUUACCAUGCAACGUGAGCUCUGGGUCAAGGUGCUCGUCCAUUUCAUGGACCAAAGACCAUAAUGGCUUUGAAUUUGAUGUUGUGAGAGAGGGGCGAUUGGUGGCUCCAAACAUUACCUUGCUCAAAGACUGCUCUCUGCACAUAAGUUACAUGGAGAACGAUAACGCCUCCAUUUACACAUGUUAUAAUGGAAACAAGAAUUCAAGUGUUGACCUUCAGUGCCUCAUCAUUGCUGAAACGGAGAACAAAGACAAGAUUGAGCUCUACUGUAACUUAAACAAUUAUAUAGGACUUAUAAGGCCUUGCAACAAGACUGGACUAAAAAUCAGCUGGUUUGCAGAGGACAAUACACAGCUCAAAGGGGAGCGGUUUCAGAUUGAGAACAAAAUAAACUGCUUUUCAAAACUUAAAAUUCAACCUAAAAAGACUGACCAUCACAGAAAAUGGAAAUGUCAAGCUUCUCUAAAUGGCUCAGCUACAGCCAUAGCGUCUUACCAAACAACAGUUUCAGAUGGCAUAGAGGAAGUUUUCGCAGCAGUGAGUGAGUCAGUAUCUCUCACUUGUACAAAGGUUUCCUCUCUUGCUUUGACUGACAAAAGCCAAAUGUCGACCUCUUUCUCACAUACUACUUCAACUACAAUAAUAAGAAAUGUUCGUGCUUCAAACUCAGGAGAGUACCAGUGUGAAGAUAAAGGAAAAGGAAAAAAAAUCUGGCUCCAUACAGUUGACAUAAUUUCAGAGAUGGACCUAAAAGGAGAAAAUGUCACACUGACUUGUGUGCUAACCUGUGCCAGUACCACUUGUGACACAGACUUCAAUCUAACCUGGUCUGAAGAUGAUACGCCUUACAUUACAAGUGGUUUAUUAAAAGGAAACAGGAGUCUCAUCAACAAACUGUCAGUCCCAAAGGUUCACCUGGGCACUGGAGACAGUGUGUGCUCAGUGCUUAGAGAAGGUGUUCAAGUGGCAACAAAGACGUGGCGUUAUAGGAAUUCUCUGCAUGGCCUUACUUGGAUAGCCGUUCGGUCUGUUCUUAUAGUCCUAUUGUGCAUUACCCCAGUAGUAAUAAUGGUGCUAUACAGAAAGAGGAAGCACACCACGGAUCCAGAAACUCUGCAAGAAAAUAUCACUUUGCAAUGAACAUGGACCAAAAAUACGAAAUCAAGCUGAUACAACCUAUUUGAGUAGCUAUGUGGACAUAGUGGAACAGUUUCACAACACUGGUACCUGCUGAAACAUUUUCAGUUUGUUCCUGUCAAGGAUCUCUCCACCAGACCUGAAGGACGUGACUGCGGCCUAUUAAGCCUGGGACAUUUCAACUAAAACUCAUACUGUUCUGUAACUGCGAAAACGACAUGUUAUAUAGAUGUGGUUUGUCUUUAAAUAUUAUAUAUUUUGAAUGGGGGGAAAAAUCGAAACGUUGCAUAACUACACAGUCCGGCAAGGGGCAUAGGUGACGCACAGUAUGGUAACGCUACAGUAGAUGUGACCAGGGUGACGCAGACGCGUGCACCUCGCACUCAGGGCCGCUGCCACGUGGGUGCUUUAUGCAGAAAUGGUCGGUAGUUUAUGCCUCCAGCCCUAGAAAGUUUUGUAAAACUAGCGGUGAUGUGAUGCCUUUAAUACACAAUAUUAUUAGCAACUUAUUAUAGUAAAUUUUUCUGUGCGGGCCUCCCACAGCCCUGAUUUUCUCUGCUCUGCUCCGUGUAUCCUUCACUCUCUGUUCUUCUCACUCUGCACCAAGGACAGGUGCUUCAGCACGCUGCUUCCCUCCUCAAUAAAUGAAUGCGCAUUUCACAGGA